This is a messenger RNA of Plectropomus leopardus (leopard coralgrouper), 1686 nucleotides long. It is a transcript of the gene aifm5, whose product is annotated as apoptosis inducing factor mitochondria associated 5. NCBI's taxonomy places the organism in Eukaryota, Metazoa, Chordata, Actinopteri, Perciformes, Serranidae. Gene Ontology annotation, molecular function: 2 iron, 2 sulfur cluster binding; oxidoreductase activity, acting on NAD(P)H. The record is from RefSeq and is a predicted model, not a curated record. Gene Ontology annotation, cellular component: cytoplasm.
AUGUCUGGGACCAAACAACCCCAUCAGGAGCAUCCAGACUCUGAUUUGGACGAAACAUCGGAGGAGCUGACAGAGGUGGUGUGUCUGGAGUCAGACCUGCAGGAUGGACAGAUGAUGGAGGUUGAAGUGGGACAUCACAGCGUGCUGUUGACACGCAGCGAGGGCAAAUACAGUGCCAUCGGUAACCAGUGCACACACUAUGGAGCUCCACUCAGCAGAGGGGUCAUUUCAGGCCACACAGUGCGCUGCCCGUGGCAUGGCGCCUGUUUCAACUUGCAAACAGGGGACCUGGAGGAAUACCCCGGCAUGGACUGUUUACCCUGCCACAAGGUUAAAAUUCAAAACAGCAAAGUGUAUGUGUCUAUAAACAAAAAGACUCUCUGGCAGGAGAAAAGAGUCAAAGGUAUGGGAGGCGCAGUACCAGGAGUUACUCACACUAUUCUGCUGCUGGGAGGAGGAGCUGCGUCCCUGAUCUGUGCUGAGACUCUGCGGCAAGAAAACUUUGGCGGCAGAAUCAUCAUGAUCACCAGAGACGACCUUUUACCUUACGACAAAACACGACUCAGCAAGGUAAUGAAUGUUGAGAGCGACAGUAUUCUGCUGAGGAGGAUGGAGUUUUUUCAUCAGCACGACAUCGAGGUGUGGCUCAGGAAGGAGGCGGUGUCAGUGGACACAGACAAGAAGACAGUCACAUUUGAUGAUGGUUCAGUCCAAAGCUAUGACCAGCUCCUUAUCUCAACAGGCUGCAGAGCAAAGGGUCUGGAUGUGCCCGGCAUGAAGUUGGACAACGUCAGGAUGUUGGAGACACCAGAGGACGCCCGACAAAUCCACACAGCCUGUCUGGGCUGCAAUGUUGUCCUUGUGGGAACCUCUUUUGUUGGUAUGGAAGUUGCAUCUUAUUUGAUAGACAAAGCCUCCAGUAUCACAGUGAUCGGCAGCAGUGAGCUGCCAUACCAAAACACACUGGGCAAAGAAAUUGGCAAAGUUACCAUGACGAUGCUGUCAGAGAAAAACGUGAGAUUCUACAUGAAUGACAAUGUGACGGAGGUCAGAGGUGUGGACGGCAAGGUGAAGGAGGUUGUGCUUAAAAGUGGAAAAGUUAUCCCAGCGGAUGUUUUGAUUGUUGGUAUUGGCAUCAAACCAAACUCAGAGUUUCUGCGGGGCAGCAAAAUACAGAUGGACUCUAAAAACUUUGUAACAGUUGACAAGUACAUGCGCACCAACGUCCCCAGUGUGUUCUGUGGGGGCGACCUGGCCACCUUCCCCCUGGCGAUGGCCAGAAACCAGCUGGUCAACAUCGGACACUGGCAGAUGGCACAAGCACAUGGGAGGAUAGCAGCUCUGAACAUGCUGGAUAAAAAGACUGAGCUCAGCUCAGUUCCUUUCUACUGGACCGUCCUACUGGGUAAAACCAUCCGAUAUGCAGGAUAUGGGGAGGGAUACACUGAAAUAGUAAUGAAAGGAAAAUUUGAGGACAGGAAGUUCCUGGCAUUGUACAUCAAGAACGAUGAGGUCAUAGCAGCAGCGAGCCUAAACUACGACCCAGCAGUGUCUGCAGUAGCUGAGAGAUUUGCUACAGGAAAAACCAUCACGAAGAAAGAGGCUGAAUCAGAGGACCUGAGCUGGCUCCAGUUGUCCCGAUCUACACUUUCCUCCACUGUCAACACGUCGUCUGUACAGUGUUGA